Messenger RNA from Arabidopsis arenosa, 526 nucleotides. Lineage: Eukaryota; Viridiplantae; Streptophyta; Magnoliopsida; Brassicales; Brassicaceae. The record is from the annotation of a GenBank genome assembly.
AACCCAAACCAUGGCCUCUGCAGACAAACUCAUAAACACAGAUGUCCCUGAAAAGGACGUUUUUGCCCUCCACUUUCUCCAAUCCCUCUCAAAUCUCAGAACACAAAACCCUUUAUUAAAUUCUCCGGACAAAUCAAUAGAUCGUGUGAAAAAGAUCAAGAAUGCUGCGUACGUUUCCAUGGCCAGAGCAGCCGGAGGGACUAGCCGGCUAUGGAGCAGAGCCCUCUUGCGCCGAGCAGCCAAAGAUGACAACAAGAGCGUAAGAUUUUCAAGGAGGAAGAGGAAGGUGACAUGGAAGAUAUCAUCAAAACGGAGGAGGAGUAACCAGAGAGCUCCGGUGGUGGAGGAGGCGGCGGAGAGGCUGAGGAAUCUUGUUCCGGGAGGCGGAGGAAUGGAGACGUCAAAGCUGAUGGAAGAGACGGCUCAUUACAUCAAGUGCCUUAGUAUGCAGGUCAAGGUCAUGCAGUGCCUCGUUGAUGGUUUAUCUCCUAAUUAAAUGAUUCAUCAAUUAAUCAUCAUCAUCAUC